CGGCUCCCUCUCCCCUCCUCUGCACCUGCUCCUCCCCUCCUGCCUUGCUUAUUAUCCUCAGACUCCGAGCUGCGCUCCGUCCUCGCCAAGUGAUGCUACUCGGCGGCGCACAUCCCUGCUUCGUCGAUGCAGAGAGGACCGCCAAGGUUUGUUUUCUUCGGAGGAAAAACGCGCACUGAGCGGCCGAACAUGGGAAUCUAUUAGCGGGGUUAUGAGAGAGUGAGCCGGAGGAAGGAAGGAAGGAAGGACGACAAGGAGGCGCAGAGGUCCCAUCAGAGAGCGGUGAAAGACUUGGAGGAACAGGGGGAGGAGGGAGGACUCCCUGGACGCAGGAUGGUUUAUCAGCCUCAAACAGUUUGAUCAGGAUUUUUGCGUUUGUGCGUUUGGGGUUAAAUACUCGAAAGGGCAGAUCGGAGUUACCUGGAUCCAUAUCUGUUUGUGAUGGAGUGAGAAAAAGAGCUCAUUGUAAGUUCGGAUCCGCCAUGAAAUCAGUGUUUUUCAGUCGUUUCUUUAUUCUCUUGCCCUGGGUCCUUAUUGUCAUCAUAAUGAUCGACAUCGACAGUAAGAGGGCGAUCCGGGCUCCGGUGCCUGGGCGCACGGGCAAGGCGCAGCGGAUCCCCCGGGGUGGCUCAAUUGGAGCCAGUGGAGCCCAGAACCAGUCAUCUCUCCCCAUCAUCUACGCAAUCACCCCCACCUACAGCCGGCCGGUGCAGAAAGCGGAGCUGACCCGGCUGGCCCACGCGUUCCGCCAAGUGCCCCGGCUUCACUGGAUCGUUGUGGAGGACUCGACCUCGCGCACCGACCUGGUGACGCGCUUUCUGGCCCGUUGCGGAGUGACAUACACACACCUGCACGUGUUCACUCCCCGCAGGUUCAAGCGCACCGGGAUGCCACGCGCCACCGAGCAGAGGAACGCGGCUCUCGCGUGGCUCCGGCAGCACAGGAGCAGGAGGGACUCCGGGGUGGUUUUCUUCGCGGAUGACGACAACACGUACAGCCUGGAGCUGUUCGAGGAG
This is a messenger RNA of Cyprinodon tularosa, 1016 nucleotides long. It is a transcript of the gene b3gat2, whose product is annotated as beta-1,3-glucuronyltransferase 2 (glucuronosyltransferase S). Gene Ontology annotation, biological process: chondroitin sulfate proteoglycan biosynthetic process; carbohydrate metabolic process. Gene Ontology annotation, cellular component: Golgi membrane. NCBI's taxonomy places the organism in Eukaryota, Metazoa, Chordata, Actinopteri, Cyprinodontiformes, Cyprinodontidae. The transcript has a single exon. The annotation marks the transcript as partial. Gene Ontology annotation, molecular function: galactosylgalactosylxylosylprotein 3-beta-glucuronosyltransferase activity. The record is from RefSeq and is a predicted model, not a curated record.